GAAAAGUUCAGCAGACAGCUCCGCUUGGAAACCGACAAACCUAAGACGUCUCGAUUCGCAGCCCGCCCAAAAUGGCGCGACGACGGUCAAAGAGAAGGACGCAUGUCACUGCUCCCAACCCGAACCAGGCCAAGGGGCCAAUCAACACCGGCAAUGCCUCGAUUCGCGACCCCAAGAGCAUGGUCAUCCGCAUUGGCGCUGGUGAAGUCGGCUCCAGCGUCAGCCAGCUGGCCGCCGACGUUCGCCGCGUCAUGGAGCCUGGAACCGCCAGUCGACUGAAGGAGCGCCGCGCAAACCGCUUGAAGGACUAUCUGGUCAUGUGCGGCCCGCUCGGCGUCACCCACCUCUUGCUCUUCUCGCGCUCCGAGUCCGGCAACGUGAAUCUCAGGGUUGCCCUCGCACCACGCGGACCAACGCUGCACUUCCGUGUUGAGAAAUACUCUCUCGCAAAGGACGUACAGAGGUCGCAGCGACGGCCCAAGGGCGCCGGAAAAGAGUACAUCACGCCGCCGUUGCUAGUCAUGAACAACUUCUCCAGCCCGGCCGCGGAUGCGCAAUCCAAGGUCCCCAAGCACCUCGAGUCUCUGACCACAACGGUGUUCCAGUCGCUUUUCGCACCGAUAAAUCCGCAGACCACGCCGCUCAAGUCCAUACGAAGGGUCCUCCUUCUCAACCGGGAGCCGUCAAAGGAGGAGGACGGCAGCUUCAUACUCAACUUCAGACACUAUGCUAUCACUACCAGGGCCGCAGGAAUCUCGAAGCCGCUGAAGAGGCUGGGCGCGGCAGAGAGGAUUCUCAACAGCAAGAAGGGCAAAAAGGGCGGGCUGCCGAAUCUCGGCAAAUUACAAGAUAUUGCCGACUUUAUGAUUGGCGGAGAGGACGGCUCUGGGUACAUGACAGAUGGAACCAGUGGCAGCGAGGCCGAGACUGACGCCGAGGUCGAGAUUCUGGAAUCGGCGCCUCGCAAGGUCCUCAGUGCCAAGGCCCGUGCCGCGGCACGCGGGGCAGACGGGGCUGAUGGGGACCACAACGAAGGGGCGCCGGAAAACGACAAUGUCGAGAGGCGCGCCGUCAAGCUCGUCGAGCUGGGUCCGCGCAUGAGGCUGAGGCUACUCAAGGUUGAGGAGGGUGUUUGCGCCGGCAAGGUCAUGUGGCACGAGUACAUCCACAAGUCCAAGGAGGAACUCAAGGCCAUGGAGAAGAGGUGGGAGCAGAAGAGGCAGGAGAAGGCGGCGAGGCAGAAGGAGCAAAAGGCAAAUGUCGAGCGCAAGAAGAAGGAGAAGGAAGAAGAGCGGAAGAAGACGGGCAGGGGCUCGGGCAACAAGAACGGCCAGGACGAGAUGGACGUGGACGAAUCUGACGAUGACGAUUACGACGAUGGGUUUGACAGCGAAGGCCUCGAGGGCGACGCGGAGACCCAAGUCAACGGACGGAUGGAGGAGGAUGGCGAAUGGGAAGACGAGGAGGAGGAGAUUGCGGGCGGCUGAGCCAGUUUAUCUCGUCCUUGUCCCAGAGAGCUUCCAUGUAUCUAACGCGAGAUCUUCGUUGUGUUUGCAGCGUUGCUCUUUGAGCGGUCUUGGCGGAGGGGCUGCAGUGUUCCAUCACUCAUAUCUGAUUGCCGGGUCCGUCGGGCAGCUCCAACUUUGGUUAAACCCCAAUUCUCGUGUUGCUUCUACCUGCCCUGCAGAUUCGUUGUCGCGGCGGCUUUUCGAAUCACUCCGGCUCGUGGUGCAUCCAAUCGAUUUGGGCAUAUUCAAUAACACAGCAUCUAUCGCUGGCUCCGCCGACGAUUAACUGCCAAAAUGCUCGG
Molecule: messenger RNA, 1810 nt
Organism: Gaeumannomyces tritici R3-111a-1
Lineage: Eukaryota; Fungi; Ascomycota; Sordariomycetes; Magnaporthales; Magnaporthaceae
Product: ribosome biogenesis protein SSF1
Exons: 2
Coding region: 72-1487 (471 amino acids)
Biological process (GO): ribosomal large subunit assembly; rRNA processing
Cellular component (GO): preribosome, large subunit precursor
Molecular function (GO): rRNA binding
Source: RefSeq, a predicted model, not a curated record